Molecule: messenger RNA, 1080 nt
Organism: Diabrotica balteata
Lineage: Eukaryota; Metazoa; Arthropoda; Insecta; Coleoptera; Chrysomelidae
Source: the annotation of a GenBank genome assembly
UAUAUUUGUAGUUGUAAUUUGUAAUUAAUUUUUAACAUUAAAAAUGUCUGAACGUAAAGUUUUAAAUAAAUAUUACCCACCGGACUUCGAUCCUUCGAAGAUCCCUCGUAUGAAAUUACCAAAAAAUAGGCAGUACACAGUGAGACUAAUGGCCCCAUUUAAUAUGAGAUGUGCUACUUGUGGAGAAUACAUCUAUAAAGGAAAAAAGUUUAAUGCAAGAAAAGAAGACGUUGAGAAUCAAGAUUAUCUAGGCAUUAGAAUAUAUAGAUUUUAUAUUAAGUGUACUAGAUGUUUGCAAGAAAUAUCUUUCAAAACUGAUCCCAAAAAUACUGAUUAUGAAAUAGAAGCUGGUGCAACUAGAAAUUUCAUGGCAUUGAAGUUGGCAGAGGAGCAGGCUUUAAGGGAAGAGGAGGAAGCAAAAGAAGAGGAAGCUAAUAAUCCCAUGAAACUUUUAGAAAAUCGUACACAACAAUCUAAAAAUGAAAUAGAGUUACUGGAAUCACUAGAAGAGUUAAAAGAUUUAAACAAGAGACAGCAAGUUGUAGAUUAUGAUACAAUGUUAUCAGCAUAUGAUACUAGCAUUAGUGAAAAAGAAAGAGAGGAGAGGAUGCAACAGUUAGAUGAAGAAUAUAUUAAAUCUGUCAAAUUUUCAUCCACUUCUAAGAGGAAACUAGUAGUAGAAGAAGAAAUAAUUGAAGAGGAACAACCACUGGCAAAAGCAACUAAAAGUAAUGAUGAACCAGCAAAUCCAAUUUCUAAUCAAAAUCCAAGUUCAAGUUGGGCUAAAAGUGAAGUGAAUUUGAAACCAGCACCAAAGAAAAAAACAUUAAUAGGCUUAGUCAAAACCAAUAAAAUUAAUCAAAGUCCACAAGAACUAGAUAAAAAUAAGAAUAAUAACCCUCCCCAACAAUCUACUGUAGGAGGACUUUCAUCACUAUGUGCUUAUUCUGAUAGUGAAGGUAGUGACAAUGAGUAAUGUUUUUUUAUUUUUCAGUACAUAACCCUUUAUGUCUAAUUUUUUGUACUAAAACUAUAAUAUAAACCAGUUUUAUAUUUUGAAAAUAAAUUUGUUUAGUUUUA